GUAGUCGAAUGUCUGGCAGCUGAGGGGCGCGGUUUUCGCUACGGUGGCCGGCGAGUAUCACGUGACUGUCGGCGCGGGCGGAGACUCCCCGCCCGAGAGAGAAUGGCGGUGCUGAAGGAAGCGGGCGGCUGAAGAGCGGCGAGGCCCGGAGGGGGUGGGGAGAGGAAGCCACUCGACCAGUGGUCGAAGAGCCAAACGGGGUCGGGGGCGGAGAAUGUGGAAGAGCCGGCGCCGAUCUCCCUGAGAUCCGGGCGGGUGAGGAUCCGUCAGCCUGCUGACGGGCGGGCAGGCCCCGAGGCCUUUGUCUUUCAGCCGCCCCUCUGAAACGGAACAGUCGCCAGAUAAAUCCUCGCUCGCCCCAGCGUUAAUUCCUCCUCGCCCUCUCCGUUUUCUGCCCGGCUACCGUUCGGUUAAAGGGGAGGGCAACCGUGCUUCCAGUCUGCCGACGUUUAAUCAUUUAAAGGGGAGUGGUCGGUUAAAGGUACCGCUGCCGACUUUGCCGACUUUUAAUCUCUAGAGGAAGGGUGUGCUGUGCUGUUCUGCCGAGUUUUAAUCAAUUGAAAGGCCUCCAGGGUUGCCCUCAUUUAGAGGGGAGGUUGGCUCCAAUCCAUUGGCCUUUGGUUGGAUAAAGGGGGGUGCUGGAGGAGGCAGUAGGAAGUCAUGAGGGAGUACAAGGUAGUGGUGUUGGGCAGUGGGGGAGUGGGCAAAUCAGCUCUGACGGUGCAAUUUGUGACGGGCACUUUCAUUGAAAAGUAUGACCCAACGAUUGAGGACUUCUACCGCAAGGAGAUCGAGGUGGACUCAUCGCCCUCAGUGCUGGAGAUCCUGGACACGGCGGGUACUGAACAGUUUGCCUCCAUGAGGGACCUGUACAUCAAGAACGGCCAGGGCUUUAUCCUGGUCUACAGCCUGGUCAACCAGCAGUCGUUCCAGGACAUCAGGCCCAUGCGGGACCAGAUCAUCCGCGUCAAGCGCUACGAGAAGGUACCAGUCAUCCUAGUGGGCAACAAGGUGGACUUGGAGAGCGAGAGGGAGGUGUCCUCGCUCGAGGGUCGAGCCCUGGCUGAGGAGUGGGGCUGCCCUUUCAUGGAGACCUCAGCCAAGAGCAAGACCAUGGUGGAUGAGCUGUUUGCUGAAAUCGUAAGGCAGAUGAAUUAUGCAGCUCAGCCUGACAAGGACGAUCAGUGCUGUUCUUCCUGUGUACUACAGUAAAAGAUAACAACAGAAAUGUUGAGACCAGAUGGAAUCAGCCCUGAUGGGGAGAACUGCACCUUCUCCUAUCCUAGGAGACAACUCGAUUAUUUCAUAUUGCUGUUACAAGAAGAUGAUGAUACCGGCAGAGCUUCAUGACUAAAAUGAGAUUAAUCGCCAAUUGCUGUUCUUACUGUGUCCUGCAGCAAAGGGAGUCAAGCAAGUGUCAUUGGCUGACAGACACUGAAACACUUUUACGUGGGAGACCUACACCACCUCAGCCGGACAUCCCUGUUGUGGACGAGAGGAUAUCAUCAAGAGCUUUUUAAAUGAGCAGUGCCGCUCCUCCAGUCUCAUUCUGUUGAAAAGUAAAAACAAGAGUAAUGUUGUUUUUGAAACAAUCUCAAUUGGAUAUGAUAUAUGUGAAUGCGUCAGUUCUGACAUCAUCAGCCUGGGAGAACUAGACUGUUUCAUCCCAUUAUGGAAAAAAAAGCAAAUAAGAGAUAUUCAGAAAUUUAAGACUGAAGAUGAUGGCCAGUGUUUCAAUUGUGUAUGUGCACUGCUUUUAUAAGAUUGCUUUUUUUUUAAAAAGAAAAAAAUACACAAAUAAUUUGAUAACAAGGUUGAACUCCACGCUUGACAGGCCUGGCUGCCCUCUUCUAAUGUGAUGCCAAUGAGGAAUUGAAAUCUGUAUUUUAAAGAGGGACGUAAGUCGGCUGAAGAAUCUUCUACAAAACCAAAAUGGGAGAGCAGAGACUUGUCAAGUUCUUGUCUUCUGCUGUGAAAGGGAAAGCGACCUAUGCGUCCUACGCGUGCUGCCUGGUGCACGUGGAAGAAGUAACAGGCUGCGCACUGCUGCUGUUUACCAACGUAAAGGAGACAUCAGUGAACCUUUAAACUCUAGAGCCACGAGAACAGUGACGUCACGGGCUUUUCUUCAGGGUCCCAUCAGUGAGCACAAAUCCUUCCUCGGUACAUUAUGUUGGACGUUAACAAUCCGUUCUGUAAUUUCACAUGUCAUGCAGGAGAAAUGAUGGACAUUAAGUUGCUCUGUUAAAGCCAGAGGAAAGGGGAAACAAAUCGACUGUUGAUCCACCAAAAUGGUUGUGUCAAACAAGAAGAAUGCUUUUAAUUCAGUUUUAUUUAAUUUUGUGGGUGGCAUGUUAACUGCUCUGCAUUGUGUUGGUGCAAGCCCUUAGUGGUGGUCUUGUGUGGCUCUGCAGGGAGCUGAGGGGGGUGGUGGGGAAGCAAAGGUUUUCUCUAAUUUCUGUCUUGCACAGAAGAUUUAAUUUGUCAAAGUAUGAUCAAUGCUAUCCAACACAUUAGUGAUGCAGGAAAAAAUGUAAUUGGCUUUGUACAGCUUCCAGACUUGGUAAACUACCUGCUUUUUCAAAUGGCUUUUUUUUUAAAUGUUUACCUCCAAAUGCAUUUUUGAAUGGCAAUUUCCAUUCCUUGCAACUUUUUUGUGUGGGGUGGGGUGGAAGGGGAGAGAGAAAGGAAUGGAAAACUUUUCUGUGUGGAAUGUCAGUGGCCAGAUCAGAAAGAUGUACAAGUGGGAAGCUAGUCAAUUGCUUGCUAUGCCAAGAAAUAAAAUGUUGUUAUUUGUCCAAGACAAGGAAAUUAGAAUCCUCCUGUGACCAAAGGUUUUCCACUGCCCUGUAGAUGACAGUUCUUGGGUAAAUGAAUUAAAGGGGCCAGUUCAGUGACAUUUGUUUCCCAGGUGUGUAUAGUGGGACUUGGUCCUGUUCUGAAUGGGUGCCUGUAAGUGGUGGCUCUCCACUAAGAAAAGGGGUUGGAAAUGUCCUUGCACAGUCUUUACUCUGACAGAUGUGGGCAACGAAGACGGGGUGGGGAGGGAUGGGAAGGCACCUCUAGGGUUGGCUGGAACCCUCAGUUAGGUUUUGAGACUGUGCAGAGUAGAAGGGGCUGUUGUUCCCCCAUACCCACACAUGACUUCCGGCUGCUAGCAGGCAUGUUUUAAGUGGGUACAGUGGUAUGUGGAGCUGAAGGGGAAUGUGUGCCCUGAGAUCACAUGUACCAUGUUGGCAAUUUCUCAAAUUCCACAACUUUCAAGUUGAAAUUUUUAAAAAUGUACUUUACAUCGGAACUACAGUCAAUCUAGACAAAUGUGAUUCAGAUUCUUGUAUUGCACGUUGAGGAAAAAUGGUAUUGCAUUUGCUGCUUGAUUCUGUAGGAAUGGAAGCCUUUUGAAAUGAUCAAAUUUUACGAUUAUUCCCCUCAAUUUCCUUCUUUUCUGAUACAGAAAUGGCAGAAAUAUAUUUUCUUUUAUGAAUGGUGCUCAGUACUUUAAGUAUUAUGGGAUUUUUAUUUUUUAUUGUUGAACCAAGAAUAUAAUGUAUGCAUGGCUGAAUACCAGAUCAUUGCUGAAGUCUUACAUUGAAGCAUUCUGUAGUUGUUAAAAUUGAGUGCAGUAGUGAAGUGUUUUGGUCACUGCUGUCUUAUUUUGCUUUUAAAUAUGACAGUUGUGUUACAGGAGCAUUUUAUAUUUUAUCUUUUAAAAUGGCAUUGCAUAGAACCGACAAUUGGAAUUAUGAAGUUUUUUUUCAAGUCUAUCCCUAUAAAGAGAAUAGUAACAGGAAUGUCGUUAAAAGUUCUAACCCUUGAUCAAACAAACCUUGUGUGGAGAUAUGAUGCACCCCGUAUUCAGCUUUUGCCACAGGAUUUCCCAGGGAGUGCUUUACUGGGGUCUGAGUGAAAAUCUGAACAGUUUUGUGUGCACCCAAUACAAGUAAAGCAGCUAGAUUCACGGCGAUCUUUUUUUGAGGAUUUCCUGUUCUAGGGAGCUGCUUUGACCCUUCCUGUGGAUGACUUCCUGCAUCUUCAACAAUCUGUGGUGGAUUCUGUGACUUCAUCUGUUGGAGAAAUAUUUUAAACGCAAGCGCAGAUUUAUUGGGUGAAAGGACAUCUCUGCAGAUCAUUUCUGGUCGAAUAAACGAAAAUGCAGUAAAUGGGGAUCCACUCUGUAUGACGUUUCUGUAAAGGAUGAUGGAAGCCUUAGCCUCGUGCGGACAUUUUUAAGCAUUCAGAAAUAUAUUUGGUUAUCCGUAUAUCUCAGCUUCAGUUUACAUUUUUUUUUAAACGGUGUCUUGCAUUGUUUUUAUUAUUUACCUGAAUUUUAAUGUGUAUUUACAGCAAUGUUUCAUUUGAUUUUUUUAUUAUUUCCCACCCCUUAAAAACAUCUGUGUGGGCAACAUUCUUUGCAAUGUACAUAAUCUAGUUGGGACUGGCAUGAUAUCAAUUUUAAAUUGGUUUUGCUUUUAAAUUUCCAGAAUACAAGUUCAGCCAUCACUUAAAAUGACAUUUUGAAGAAGGUAGCCUGCGCAUAAGGACAGAAGACCUACGGAUGCACAUUGCUAUUGUAAACGCAGACAUUUCUUUUCUGUCUGAUGCUUCCUGGAAUUAGAUGAGAUCAUUUGUUCAGAAAAUGAUGGUUAUCGUUCUAAGGAAGUAACUUUAAUGGGAGUUGUGAAGGGAAGGGAGUGAUUGUGGGGGUUUAUGUCUAAUCUGCACAAUUGCCACCAGCCUCUCUCAUAAUGAUGCUAAUAUCAUUUUUAGCAUGUUUACUUUUGACAUUCCACCACUGGGUCUCGUACUGCAGAACUCCUUAAUAAUUGGUGCGUUCAUUGUAAAAUUAGCUAGUUUUAAAAACAAUCUCUCUCUAAGAUAGAUGAUGGUAUAGUAAACAAGCAUCCUCACAUUUCUUUGAUGCUCUGUGGCUGGUCUUCCUGACCACAUCACACCCCUUUCAAAUGUGAUGAGAUGCUGUUGUGCUCUGAUCUGAUUGUAAGCUAUUAAAAGUUGGAAACAUUGAGCACUUAACACAAAACGUUGCAAGCCAUUGGAUGUCAGCAUUAAUUUUAAAAUCUGGAGGAUCAGUAGUUUAAGGUCAAAUGUAAUUGCCACACAAAUUUAAAUCUUGGUGCAAUUGGCAUUUAUUUUCUUCAGGCUUUUUUGGAAGAGCUUACUGAUUGCUUUCUUAAUAAUUUGUUCAAGUGAGGGCAGAAACACAUUACCUGGUGCCUGAUCAGAUGUUCCCAGUGCCAUGAAAUGUUCACUAGAAUAUAAAUCCCAUUGGUGUGGUUAAGUCCUAGUUAUCCUCACAGCUUUCCACCAGAAUCUGAACUGAAUCAAAUUCCAUAUUACUCUUGCAUAGCCCAGUUUUGAACAAUUUCUGUAUUACAAUCUGAAUUAAAACAACAACUGGGCAAAACUAAAAACUGAAAUUCUCUCUCCCUCCCACAAAUGAAAUUUACCUAAAUUUGUCAUAGUACCAAAAUAACACCUUCAAACCAGAAUUAUGAAUUAUUUCCAGCAACACACAAAAUGCUGGAGGAACUCAGCAGCCCAGGCAGCAUCUAUCGAAAAGAGUAAGCCAUCAACAUUUUGAGCUGAGGCCCUUCAUCAAUUCUGAUGAAAGGUCUCAGUCCGAAAUGUCGACUGUUUGCUCUUUUCCAUUGAAUUUACCUGAUCUGCCGAGUUCCAACAGCAUUUUGUGUGUGGCUCAGAUUUCUAGCAUCUACAGAUUUUCUCGUGUUCAUGAAUUAUUUUGAAUAUUUUCUAAAUUUAUAUAUCUGCCUUUUUCAUACUUGGUGGAAGUAAUCAAUUCCUGUUGCAUGCAUGCUAUCUGUUUCUAGGAAAGGCUUGAAAUCUUGGUGUUAGACCACUGUUUAGUAUAAGGUCACGAAGGUUCCCAACAACAGGUUGAGCAGGACCCAUUUAAAAUGCUGAUUGUUCUGUUUGUUUUGCUGUGGAGUAACAAGAACAGUCCAAAUAUCUUCUGAGUGAGAAAGCUGUUGCAUACAGUUUGUAUACACAGGUUAGAACAGUAUUUAGUUAUGUGACGUGUGUGCUUAAGUUAUGUCAUUGAUAAUGUAAUGUUUAUGGUGACUGGAUAAAAGGAGCUAUUCAUCAGUGUUUUUAUUCCAUUUUUUGUCUUUUUUAUUUAUUUUAUGAAGUAGGAGUAUUUUAAAACCUCAGUGUUUUCGUAGAACCUACUAGCUGUAUUGAAACAGUCACCUAGUGAACAAACACAAAGGGAAAAGCCAGAUAUGUCAAAGCCUCAAACUUGGAUUUGUUUGUGUCCUGUGUACAGAUGUAGAUGCUAAAGAGAAUGUUGGAACAAAUAUGAGUAGACUGCAGUUUGCUGACUGAACUGUUCGCAUUCCCAUUGAUACUGUUAAGUUUAAGAAGCAUUCCAUUUACCAAAUCCCUGACCACCUGGUUUUCAAAUGUGUGGAGAAGGUUGGUUUGUUUGUUAAGAAAUUUGGAUUGGGUUAGUUUAAGGAAAAUGUUAAAAAGAGGAGGACUUUGUGUUUUUUUUAUGAAGCCUGUGUGGGAAACUACAACAGUUGAGAUCUAAUCAGAUAUAUUUAAUAUUUUAUUACCAUUGUGCAUCUACCAAUUCACUUUUGCUAUAAUUUAAGAUUAAUUUAUGGAACUUUAGGCAUUGGUUUUACAGAGAAACGGUGGCAUGUGCACCUGAAUCACCCUCAAAAGAAAGACUUAAAGUGUCUUCUGUCAACCAUUUCUUGGUUCAUUACUUUGGUGCUUUGUACAAAAUAUACCUCUCACACAAGUGCUUCCCUCCAUUCCUCUGAUUAUUCCAGUGGACUUCAGUCAAAUGUGUUUUCUUUAAAUUGGUGUUCACAGCUGUGCAUAAAAACAGACAAAAUAACAGCAACAGCAGACCAUGUGGUCUUUAAGCCUCUCAGUUUUUAGUAAACUUUGUCUUCACUGGUACUGGGGCAGCACAUCUUGCCUGUAUUAAAUAAACCAUCCUUUCCUGUACAUAUCUUCUGUUUAAUACUCCCAGUUUCUAGGCACAAACCUCUUUGCUGCACCAGAUUCAUAUCCAUUAUUCUCAUCCAUCUUCCAUAAACUUAAGUUCAGGCCUGUCUUCUAAUCUCUAGCCCCACAUCCAUCAUUCUUCCCAAUUUCCAGAAAUCACUCUUGGAUUUGAAUAUUGUUAAUGACAGGCCAUCUACAGCUCUAAGAUAAAGCGUUCUGGAUGUUCACAUUGGAGUGAAGAAAAUAUUCAUGUAAGGAUCAACUAGGUAACUCCUUCUUGAUCUUGAGAUUGUAUUCGAAAGUGGAGUCACUUUUGUUUCUGUUAUGCUCCCACUGCAAUCAGAUAAUAUUACCAUCUGCACUUUGAGAACUCCAGUCUUAAAAGUUUUAUGGCAAUUGCCCAUUGCUCUAAACUCCUGGAUACAUAGACCCACCCGGGAAUUGAUCCAGUGAGCCACUGCAUCGCUGCAGGGAGACUAAAACUGUACUCAUCUCUCUGUGCUUUCACCAAGACCCUGUGUAGUUCUGACACAACUCCCUGCCUCCAGUGGCCCAUUGCAAUUUGUGCAUCAGAGUCCAUGUCAGCCGCUUUCUUUGUUAAUUCAGGGUGACCUGUUGAGCUUCAUUGCACUUGCAAUAGUGCUUUGUGUUUUUUCUUUAUAUCCACCUCUGAUGCUGCAGCAUUUUCUCAGAAAUACAAUGAAGUGUUGGCCAAGUAUUUGUGUCCAAAAUGGCACCCAAAACAGCAGGAAGAUCCAUCAAGUUGUGACUCCCAAAUAAAAGCAGGUGUUACUGAUGCUUAACACAGUUCAUAGUUUUAGUCAAGAUGCUUGUAAUCUUGUAAAGAAGAGUUUUAUUGCUGAUGCUUUUCUUUGUACUGGGUGUGAAAACAUGUUAAAAUCCUUGAGCCUCCAACAUAAACUGGCUGGAAUAAAAUCUGGUUAUUCACAGCAAAAAGAUGUAUCUCAAUGUGAAUUGGAAAUGUCUAGGCACAGAACAGAAAUGGACAUGAUGAUGCUUAAUGCAUUUGGCAUGCAACGUAUCCCCCCACAUAUAUUUUUGACACAGGCCUCAUUUUGUGUAUGUGGGAAAAUGAUGUGAGAUAAUUGUAACAUUCCUAAGUUGUUUGAAAGAAAACCCUUGCUUCUCGCAAACAUGAUUCUUAAAAGUAUCUGUGAGUAAUAAAGUAUAUUUAAUUUAACUAAAGGAGUCCAUGGCCACUUUGUGCUGUGAGAGAAGAAAUAUAGCCUUGUGAAUUGGCUGGGUAGUGUGCAAUUUAUAUAAGUCUGUACUGGGAGCAAAGUAUAACCAAACCACUACAUUAGCAUUCUGGCCUAAUAAAAACCUUUCUGAAGGAAAUGAGCCCUAUUCUAGUUGAGUAGACUAAUGUAGAAAUCUGUUCUAUUUUCAUCCAAACUUUUCUUACUCAUUCUCUGUUUUCUAAGAAGUUUGAUGCUUUGACACAUGUCCAGCAGUGUUUGAUUUAGAAUGUUAGUGAAAAGAUUUGACAAUCUUUAAAGUUGGAGAAUGUCUGCUGUUUUCUGCAAUACAGGGUGGUUGCAAUAAUAUCACCACUUCCCAAACACCACACACACUCAGGUAGUAUUGCUAUUCUUGAGAAGGUUAUUCUGCCGCUGAAUGGUUCUAGUACCUAUUUUUAAGAGAGGCAAGGAGUUCAACCCACUUCGUAGAUAUUUGUUAUCAGUUAGUUGCUAUCCAUGUAAAAACCAUUUCAUCUUCACAUCAGGGUUUUUGGGAGUGAGUUAUGACAUUUUAAUUUUGUAAACUGAACCCUGUAAUCUGGAGUGACGACUAGUAAAUGCAAGAAGACCCCAUCAAAAGCAGUGGAAUAAGGUCUGUGUUAAGUUCUAAGGAUGCCCGUAGUUUAGCUUCACCUCAGGAACGAAUACUGAUGCAUUUUCGAACAAAAUUAUAGCUGACGGAAUCAUGCAAAUGAGCAAUUAAAUUCUGAACAACUAAAACUUCGAUGCCAGAUACAUUUAUUAGUCUCUUCUUCAGGAGACUGUGAUCAGGGAUAUUCAUCCAACAUUCUGAUUUGCCAUGUGUAUUCCUGUUGAAAACUUAAAGCAACUGAUUCCAUUGAGGUUUGUGUGUUGGCUCACACAUUGCAUUUGUUUCUAACCUUUCAAAGUGAGCACUGCUGGGAGUGGGUUGGGGCGUGGAAGUAGCCAAUUAACUACCCAAAUAGCUGCCAUAGCUUUUUGGGAAAGAUUGAUCCAGUUAUUUACCUUGGUAAAGAAUGUUGCCUUAACAGGACACAUUGGCUUGGGUUCUGGUAUUAACUAUAAUGUAUCAGAAAAUUGUUUACUUUCCUGUUAAAACCAAAACCAAACCACCAUUUGAUAUUUUUUUAAAAAUCUAUUUUGUAUUAUUUUGGCUUUAAUGGUUUCUGAUGCUUUUUUUUCUAGAAUUUUGUUCAGUUAACUCUUGAGUUUUAACAUAUAUUUUUGGCGCUUUGCUGAAGUGAAGUAAGACAUAACCUUUUUGGCAGUUCACUGUUGAGCACUAACACAGCUGAAUACUUAAUGGCACCAUUUUUACCAGGUGUUGACUGUGCUGUAGCCUUGUUUCUGAAUUAAGCAAGAAGUGUAAAUAUAAUUUGAUGCAAACAUGUCAACUGUAUUUGGAUUUAAAUUAUUUUAACAAAAUUAAAUUUAUUUAAUGAAAUCUAA
Messenger RNA from Mobula hypostoma (lesser devil ray), 9692 nucleotides. RefSeq names its product ras-related protein Rap-2a. The record is from RefSeq and is a predicted model, not a curated record. The transcript has a single exon. Gene Ontology annotation, molecular function: GTP binding; GTPase activity; GDP binding. NCBI's taxonomy places the organism in Eukaryota, Metazoa, Chordata, Chondrichthyes, Myliobatiformes, Myliobatidae. Gene Ontology annotation, cellular component: plasma membrane. The coding region runs from base 661 to 1212 and encodes 183 amino acids. Gene Ontology annotation, biological process: Rap protein signal transduction; negative regulation of cell migration.